Molecule: messenger RNA, 536 nt
Organism: Punica granatum (pomegranate)
Lineage: Eukaryota; Viridiplantae; Streptophyta; Magnoliopsida; Myrtales; Lythraceae
Source: RefSeq, a predicted model, not a curated record
GAGUCGGAGCUAUUACAUACCAUAACCCUAACUCUGACGCACUCUUUCACCCCAUCCUUUAACUUUCCCUCUGUCUGCUCUCAGUUCUCAGUCGGAUCGAAGCGGCGGGGAAGACCAGACCAGCAGCACCAUCAUCAGCAUCAGCUAUGGGGAAGGUUCAUGGAUCGCUGGCUCGGGCGGGGAAGGUGAGGGGGCAGACACCCAAGGUGGCCAAGCAGGACAAGAAGAAGAAGCCUCGCGGCCGCGCCCACAAGCGCAUGCAGUACAACCGCCGGUUCGUCACCGCUGUUGUUGGGUUCGGUAAGAAGCGGGGACCAAACUCAUCGGAGAAGUAAACAUGGAAUUGCCGGGGGCUCACGGCUUUGAACUCUCCCCUUUCUUUUCUUUGAGGUGUUUUAAUAGGGAAACUGGCUAACUCGUAUUUUGUACUGCGAUCCAUUUUGAUGGAUGACGCUUAUCAGCCAUCAGAUUAAGCAUUCAUGUGAGGAAGAAGCUGUUUGAGUUGUUAUCUUUUUUAUGACUUCCGAUCAUUCUAU